Messenger RNA from Helianthus annuus (common sunflower), 3522 nucleotides. Its product is annotated as aspartic proteinase-like protein 2. NCBI's taxonomy places the organism in Eukaryota, Viridiplantae, Streptophyta, Magnoliopsida, Asterales, Asteraceae. Bases 1830 to 2345 code for a protein of 171 amino acids. Gene Ontology annotation, molecular function: aspartic-type endopeptidase activity. Gene Ontology annotation, biological process: proteolysis. The record is from RefSeq and is a predicted model, not a curated record. The transcript is spliced from 7 exons.
AAACUGAGGAAUCCGAAUCUCAUUUAGCCUAAUCCAAUCCCAUUUUAAUAGAAACCGAAACCGAUUAUUAAAAAUUUCCAAAGCUAGGAACAAAAACCCGUAACCGGGUACGACUCCUAGAAAUAUGGUUUUGAGUAUAUUGGCAACACAAAAUGGUUUAAUAAAUUUGUCAUGGUUCAAAUCCAAUAAAUAAUCUGGCAGUCUCUUAGUGGAGGUGGAGGUGGUCGGAGGUAAUGGUGGUAGAAGAUAGUGGUGGCUUGCGGUGAUGAUGGUGGCAGUGGAGGAGAAGGAGGUGGAGGUGGUGAUGGUGCCACAUAAAUAGCCAAGUCAACAAAUGACAAAGUUGUGUCCACGUCAUCAGCCACGUCAGCAAAAAAAAAAAACUAACUGGGUUAUAACCCAGUUAGCAAAGGAUCAUUGGGGGCCAAAAUCUUACAAGUUGGGAUUGUCACAUGGAAUUUUUGAAGUUGGGAUUAUUAGUGGCCAACGAGUGAAACUUCGGAUUAUUAAAAUCCAAUAACCCUUUUUUUUGAACUUCAGUUACCUCUUAUAUAUUUAUUUCGAGUAGGCUUGUUUAUGGAGCGUUUUUAACAAAAGUUCCGAGCUGGGUUGGUUGGGUAUGCCGGACCAAGUGACCAACUAAAUCAUAACUUGCAUCACGAUGAUUCAGAUUAUGUAUUGAAACAACUGAUUCUUAAAAGCGAGAGACGGUUAAUCAUUUAUUAAUUUCGUGAAAAUAACGUUAAAAAGCGAGUGACAGUUAAUCAUGCCCUAAUCGGCUUUUGUCCCAAUUGCUGAGUGUUAUGUGCCUUAUGUCUAAGGCUUUAUGCAAAACUAAUAUCGAGUCGGAAGGUCACUGGAAACAACCUCUCUAUUCAUACGGGGUAGAGGUAAAGCUAUCUACAUCUUACUCUUCUAAGAUCCUACCUUAGAUUUGCUAUUAGUGGGAUUUACUGAGUAUGAGGAUGAUGAGGACGCUUCUAACCUUUAACUUUAAUGGAGUCUACAUACGACCCCUAAAAGCUAAUAAUUUUUUUAUAAACGAUUCACACUUAUACUCCUAAUUUGUAUACGAAAGUUUAAUAAUAAUUCUUUUCCUAUAAGCGAUCUACAGUACGACCCUCAAACUUCAAUGGAGUUAUAAUAGGACCCUUGAAGUUUAAUAAAGUUAUUUUUCUUAUUUCUUUAAUAAAUAUUUGUUCUUUUAUCUUUUUUUAAUUGUUACUUAUUUAAUAUUUAACUCUAGACAUGUUUACUUAACCAUGCUAAUUGUUCGGUCGUUAAAUUCUAUAAUAUAUCUCGUUAACAUCCUCCUUCAAAAAACCAAAUGAUAAAAGUAAAUAACAUUUUUAACCCAAUCCUGUUUAGUUCCAUUGUCGUCGUAUGUUUCCGUUAAAGUCCCUUUUGUUUUUGGCUUUGGUUUCUUCCUUUCAUCCGAAUUGCAUUGCAUUUGCAUGUAUUCAAUAACAGGAAGGAAGAGAUUUGAAAAAUCCAAAUGGGUGUGAAUGGAAGAGGAGUUGUUUUGGUAAUAAUUGGGUUUGUUGUUUUGGCAUCAUCAUCAUCAUCAGGCAAUGUAAGGCGGGAAUGUUGUGUGCAUAUGGUGUUAAAUAUGGUGACGGGAGUUCAACCACUGGUUAUUUCGUCAAUGACAAUGUACAAAUUGCCCAAGUUUCUGGAAACCGUCAAACUACACCUAUGAGUGGGAAUGUAAUUUUGGGAUGUGGGGCUAAGCAAUCCGGGCAGCUAGGUUCGUCAGACCAAGCACUCGAUGGGAUUCUUGGGUUCGGGCAGUCGAAUACAUCGAUGCUUCGGCUAAAAAGGUGCGAAAAAUGUUUUCACAUUGUUUGGAUGGUAGAGGAGGAGGUGGCAUUUUUGCUAUUGGAGAGGUGGUGCAUCCAAAGAUAAAAACAACACCACUAAUAGAUGAUCAGACACAUUAUAAUAUUGUACUGAAGUCUAUUGAUGUGAAUGGUGAGGAUAUAAAACUUCCAACAAGUAUACUUGACUUUAUAAAGAAGCAAGCAGUUGUAGUUGAUAGCGGUACGACUUUGGCUUAUUUUCCUGAUGAGGUUUACAACCAAGUCCAACUAAUGGAAAAGAUCAUGGCUGCACAACCCGGAAAGAAGCCGCAUGUAGUUGAGAAUAUGUUUAAAUCCUACAAGUACUCGGGGAACAUCGAUGAUGGUUUUCCGGUUGUCAAUUUACACUUUGCAAAUUCACUUUCAUUGAAAGUUUUACCCCAUCAAUAUUUCUUCCAAGUUGAGGAUGAUGAAUGGUGCAUCGGUUUUCAGAACAGUAACCUUAAAGAAAUAAACUUUGUUAGGAGAUAUUGUUCUAUCAGAUAAGUUGGUUACAUACGAUAUGGAGAAAAAAGUAAUCGGAUGGACUGAUUAUGAGUGUAAGUACAAUGUUUUGGCUGACCAUCUAAUAAGAUAGGUUGAUAAGGCCAACCCGUUUAAACCCAUUUAUAAAACAUGUUUACAACCCACCAACCCGUUUACAACUUGAUUACAAACCAUCAACCUGCUUGGCUCGUUUAGAUAAAUGGGCUCACAGAUUGUGUUCGGGUUACAUGUUUUUAAGUGUGUAUGGGUUGGGCUGGUUUCUUCGAGGCAAAUAAAUAUAUAGGUCGUAUUGGUUCAUCAAUUCUACCAGCCAACCCGACAUAAUUGACACCCCUAGUAUCUAGUAGCCGAAGAAAGCUGAUUAUUUAAUCAUCAUUUUUUAAUGAAAUCUGUUCCAACACUACGGUGUGUCAAUUUGGAAUCAUUGGGCAGCAGUUAAACGAAUUCUUAGAUAUCUUCAUGGUACAAGUAGUCAUGGCCUUUUGAUAUCCCGAUCUUCGUCUUCCACCUUACAUGCUUAUACAGAUGCCGCAUUUAAUUCCUUGAGUGCCUUCUCUGAUGCUGCUGAUGCUGAUUGGACAACUUGCCCAGAUGACCGUCGAUCCAGGGGGGUAUGCAAUAUAUCUUGGAUCAAAUUUAGUUUCAUGGUCUGCACGAAAGCAGAAAACUGUAUCAUGGUCCUCUACGGAGUCUGAAUACAAGGCACUAGCAGAUACGGUCGCAGAAUUGACUUGGCUCGAGACUUUGCUUUCGCGAACUUCGUGUUUUAGUGAAAUCUGUUCCGACACUAUGGUGUGACAAUUUGGGGGCUACAUAUCUAUCUGCUAAUCUAGUGUUUCACGAGCGUACAAAGCACGUAGAAGUUGACUUUCACUUUGUUAGAGAAAAGGUUGCUCAAAGGAAAUUAUCGGUUCCGUUUAUUUCAACGAAUGAUCAGAUAGCCGACGUCUUUACCAAGCCUCUAUCAACUCAACGAUUUCUCAUAUUGAAGUCCAAGUUAAGAGUCGAUGCCCGACCUUAGCUUGAGGGGGAAUAUUAGACGAUAUAUUAUAUAUAAUAUAGUUAGAGUGCCCUUGAUGUAAUUAUAUUAUCUAUAUAUGCAUUGUAAUUACCUAAAUUGUAACAUACAACAAUACGUUCUUUUUACCAAAGCUAACUAUUUUUUAAUAAGCAAUUU